GCGGUGCGCCUGCGCUGCCUGCACGACGUGCCGCACCACCUGCUCGACAAGGUCGUCUUCCUGCGCCACGGCACCAAGAUCUUCCAGUACAUUCGAGAUAGGAAACCGCCUUAUAGAAACUUUACCACGCCUGGAGCUGUGCUCAAUAUAUCUUUAGCGACGGAGAACUCCAUCAUCCUGCAGAACCUGGACUUCGCGGCGAGCGGCAGCUACUCCUGCGAGGUCUCCCUGAACACGCCCAUCUACACCAAGGCGUCCAGCGGGAAACAACUCACAGUUUUCCAUCCUCAAAAGCAUCACCCGCGCAUCGACUUCCCGACAAGGUAUCUGAGCUUCGGCGAGACUCUCCGCGCGAACUGCACCACCGCGCCUGCGCUCCCGGCGCCCCAUAUCACCUGGUUUAUUAAUGGCAAGAAGAUGGACGAGCUAGCAGCCCACUCACAUAAGUUCAGAGUGCCCAUGAGCGAACGCAACGGCAGGAGAGGGUUCCAGAAGCUAAUCAACUACGAACUUGGAGGCAGCAGCCCUCCGCCGCUACUUGCGCUUACGCACGCGUCGCAUAUCGCUACCAGACCUCCAGGCUGUAAUCUUAAGGAACACCAGAUGUCAGAAUUGCACUAUCACGAGGAGCCCAACGUCAUCCACUCGUCAAGCAGGCAUCGCAGCCGACGGCCGAGUCGGGGCUGGGACCUGUACGUCACCGUGUCGGAGCUCUACCUGGUGGCCACCGGCCGGCUGGAGAUCACCUGCGUCAGCACCAUCCCCGAGUUCAGGAGUAUUGAGGAUAAGUUCGCUGACGUCAGAAACGACACUGUUAUUGUGGAUGUCAUCAGACCAUCAACAUACUCGCAGCCGUCAGCCAACCUAUCGAUGCCAGAGUCCAGCAGCUCCAGAGCAAGCUCAAUAGCAGCUACCAUCCUCCAGGCCCUGCUGCCUCUAGCACUGCAGACGCAGCAUCGACGCCUCGUUGCUUGAUAGCGAGCCACUAAUUCUAACUGUUUGGGCUGUGAUAAUAAUAAAUUCAAUCCCAUAAGGCAGUGUUUUU
Molecule: messenger RNA, 1045 nt
Organism: Ostrinia nubilalis (European corn borer)
Lineage: Eukaryota; Metazoa; Arthropoda; Insecta; Lepidoptera; Crambidae
Exons: 6
Source: RefSeq, a predicted model, not a curated record